UGCCGCACCUGGAACCCCUUCCGCUCCAAGCUGGCCGCGGCCAUCCUGGGCGGGGUCGACCAGAUCCACAUCAAGCCCAAGUGCAAGGUGCUGUACCUGGGCGCCGCCUCGGGCACCACGGUCUCCCACGUCUCCGACAUCAUCGGCCCCGACGGCUUGGUCUACGCGGUCGAGUUCUCGCACCGCGCCGGCCGCGACCUGGUCAACGUCGCCAAGAGCCGCACCAACAUCAUCCCGGUCCUGGAAGAUGCCCGGCACCCGCUCAAGUACCGCAUGCUCGUGGGGAUGGUGGAUGUGAUCUUCGCCGACGUGGCUCAGCCCGACCAGUCCCGCAUCCUGGCUCUGAACGCGCACACCUUCCUGCGCAACGGGGGCCACUUUCUCAUCUCUAUCAAGGCCAACUGCAUCGACUCCACCGCGUCGGCCGAGGCGGUGUUCGCUUCGGAGGUGAGGAAGCUGCAGCAGGAGAAUUUGAAGCCCCAGGAGCAGCUGACCCUGGAGCCCUAUGAGCGAGACCACGCCGUGGUGGUCGGCGUCUACCGGCCCAUCCGGUCCAGUUCCAAGAGCCGCAGCAGCAAGUAGAGCCCCGCCGGGACUGUCCCUGAGAGAUCGCCCCCAGACCUGCCGCCUUCAGUGUUACCAUGUCUGUGUUUUCUUUGUGUGCUGUUUUGCUCUCCUUCGCUUAACUAUUAAAUGGCAUAAAGAAACGGUA
Messenger RNA from Myotis davidii, 712 nucleotides. RefSeq names its product rRNA/tRNA 2'-O-methyltransferase fibrillarin-like protein 1. The transcript has a single exon. Gene Ontology annotation, cellular component: nucleolus; box C/D methylation guide snoRNP complex; small-subunit processome. Gene Ontology annotation, molecular function: histone H2AQ104 methyltransferase activity; rRNA methyltransferase activity; RNA binding. The annotation marks the transcript as partial. Gene Ontology annotation, biological process: rRNA methylation; box C/D sno(s)RNA 3'-end processing. NCBI's taxonomy places the organism in Eukaryota, Metazoa, Chordata, Mammalia, Chiroptera, Vespertilionidae. The record is from RefSeq and is a predicted model, not a curated record.